This is a messenger RNA of Aspergillus heteromorphus CBS 117.55, 1479 nucleotides long. Its product is annotated as putative GTP binding protein (Gtp1). Gene Ontology annotation, biological process: cytoplasmic translation. Gene Ontology annotation, molecular function: GTPase activity; GTP binding. Gene Ontology annotation, cellular component: cytoplasm. Bases 149 to 1252 code for a protein of 367 amino acids. NCBI's taxonomy places the organism in Eukaryota, Fungi, Ascomycota, Eurotiomycetes, Eurotiales, Aspergillaceae. The transcript is spliced from 10 exons. The record is from RefSeq and is a predicted model, not a curated record.
CGGCGAUCACCUCGGUUUCGGCGGUGCUUUUUGUCUCGAGCUCAAGCCUGGAGAUUUCUGAAUCGGCGGGGAGGUCUAGAACCCGUUGCUUGGUUGUGUUGCUCCCUGUGUCUGUGAGGUCGAGUCCGCGGGGCUCCUAACCGUCAAGAUGGUGAACAUCACGGAGAAGAUCAAAGAGAUUGAGGAUGAGAUGCGCAGGACGCAGAAGAACAAGGCCACAGAGUAUCAUCUUGGUCUGCUGAAAGGAAAACUCGCCCGACUACGAGCUCAGCUCCUUGAGCCCACGGGCGCCUCUGGUGGCGGAGGUGUGGGUUUCGAUGUCAGCAAGGCCGGUGAUGCGCGUGUUGCUCUGGUCGGUUUCCCGUCCGUCGGUAAAUCGACCUUCCUGAGCAAGAUCACCAAGACGAAGAGUGAGACGGCCGCCUACGCUUUCACCACUCUCACGGCCAUCCCGGGUGUGCUCGAGUAUGGGGGUGCGGAGAUCCAGAUUCUUGAUCUUCCGGGUAUCAUUGAGGGUGCCGCGGAAGGAAAGGGACGAGGGCGACAGGUUAUUUCUGCGGCGAAGACAAGUGACCUCGUUCUGAUGAUUCUGGAUGCCACGAAACGAGCCGAGCAGCGAGCCCUUCUCGAGGCGGAAUUGGAUGCUGUUGGCAUCCGGCUGAAUCGGGACCCCCCCAACAUCUACCUCAAGCAGAAGAAGGCUGGUGGUAUGAAAAUUACUUUCCAAACGCCGCCCAAGUAUCUCGACGAGAAGAUGAUCUAUAAUGUCCUCCGUGAUUACAAGAUGCUCAACUGUGAAGUCCUGGUUCGGGACGAAUACGCCACGAUCGACGACUUCAUCGACGUGGUCAUGAAAGACCACCGGAAAUACAUCAGAUGUCUGUACGUCUACAACAAGAUCGAUGGCGUCAGUCUCGACUUCCUCGACCAACUAGCUCGCGAGCCGUACACCGCGGUCAUGAGUUGCGAGCUGGACCUGGGAGUCGAGGACGUCGUGGAGCGCAUCUGGAAGGAACUUCGGCUGAUCCGGGUGUAUACCAAGCGGAAGGGAGAAGAGCCAGACUUCUCCGAGGCUCUGAUCUGUCGGAGCAACUCGAGCAUCGAGGACGUGUGCGACAACGUGCAUCGGACGUUGAAGGACACCUUCAAGUACGCGAUGGUGUGGGGGGCGAGUGCGAGACACGUUCCGCAGCGGGUGGGCUUGGGACAUAUUGUGGCCGACGAGGAUGUGGUCUCGAUUGUUGCGAAAUAAACUAGAUGGACGGACGCGUGUUUCAUAGCCCAACCAACUCCUACUGUUCCUGUUCCUGUUCCUGUUCCUGUUCCGAAUAUCCUGCUGCCUCUGCUGUCCCACGGGAUGCGGCCACCUGGUCUGACUGGCGGAGACGAAGCGAGAGGAUGUGGUGUGGUUCUCCUCCAUUCACCGUAUGCCCAUUAGGAUAUUAUUUCCCAGGAGGAGGAGGAGGAGGAGGAGUAAUC